CAUAACCCUCGUCCCUCUCUCUCUCUCGCCCCUCGGCCGAGUUCUCGCCUCUUCGCCACGCCUUUCCUCCGGCGACGAAUCCCUGCGGCGAAACAGCAGCGACGAUGCAGCAGGCGGCAGGAGGCGCUGAUUCCCAGCAGCAGCAGCAGCAGCAAUGGGUGGCGAUGCAGUACCCGCCGGCGGCGGCCAUGGUGAUGCCGCAUCAGAUGGUGGCGGCGGUGCCGCCGCCACCGCCUCCGCAGUACUCGCAGCACUUUUUGUCGUACCACCAGCCGCCUCCGCCGCAGCACCACCAGCACCAGGCCGGGGCGGCGGCGGGGGAGGAGAACAAGACGAUCUGGGUGGGGGACCUGCACUACUGGAUGGAAGAGAACUACCUCCACAGCUGCUUCGGCCACACCGGCGAGGUGGUCUCUAUUAAAGUUAUCCGCAAUAAACAAACUGGACAGUCAGAGGGAUAUGGUUUUGUAGAGUUUUAUACACGUGCAGCAGCUGAAAAAGUACUUCAGAACUUUGUUGGUCAUAUAAUGCCCAACACUGAUCAGCCUUUUAGGUUAAAUUGGGCAUCAUUUAGCAUGGGUGAUAGGCGUUCAGAUGUUGCUUCUGACCACUCGAUAUUUGUAGGAGAUCUAGCUGCUGAUGUUACUGAUGCAAUGCUGCAAGAAACUUUUGCUAGUAAGUACCCAUCUGUAAAAGGUGCAAAAGUUGUUAUUGAUGCAAAUACUGGCCGUUCAAAGGGUUAUGGAUUUGUAAGAUUUGGUAAUGAUAACGAGAAGACACUUGCCAUGACUGAAAUGAAUGGUGUAUACUGCUCUAGUAGGCCCAUGCGCAUUGGUCCUGCAACCCCCAGAAAGUCAUCUGGUGGAUCUGGAAAUAGUGCAUCUGGACAAUCAGAUGGAGAUUCAACUAACACAACAGUUUUUGUUGGAGGACUGGACCCAAAUGUCAGUGAAGAUGAUCUCAGGCAAGCCUUUUCUCAGUAUGGUGAGAUUGCCUCUGUGAAAAUUCCAGUUGGAAAACAAUGUGGAUUUGUGCAAUUUGUUCAGAGAAACAAUGCUCAAGAAGCAUUGCAGGCGUUGAAUGGAACAGUUAUCGGGAAGCAGCAGGUUCGUCUUUCAUGGGGUCGUAACCCUGCAAACAAACAGUUAAGAGGUGAUCAUGGUAAUCAAUGGAACAAUUUUUACUAUGGAGCACCAUUCUACAAUGGAUAUGGGUAUGCUGCGCCAUUUCCAGACCCAACCAUGUAUGCUGCUGCUUAUGGGGCUUAUUCCUUCAAUGGAAACCAACAACAAGUGAACUGAUUUGGAUAUCACAAUCAAAACUGGCUUAAUUGCACUGAGUGACUGAUAAAAGGUAGAUGACUUUAGGAGAGCUAGUAGGUUGACUGGUAAUGUAACAUAAUCCGGAUUUAGCACUUCCCUAGUCACCCAUUUUCAUCUAAGAUUUUUGCCAUUCUUUUUUAUAAAUUUUGACUCGGUGAUGAAAGUAAACUAGAUUUUUUUAAGCCGUGAUUAUGUGCUUCAAUUUUAUAUGUUGUUUUAAGAUGCUUUAUAUGCACGAUAACAAAAUUAACUUAUAAAAUUAAGUUCUUGGA
Messenger RNA from Phoenix dactylifera (date palm), 1594 nucleotides. NCBI's taxonomy places the organism in Eukaryota, Viridiplantae, Streptophyta, Magnoliopsida, Arecales, Arecaceae. The record is from RefSeq and is a predicted model, not a curated record.